This is a messenger RNA of Helianthus annuus (common sunflower), 2043 nucleotides long. Its product is annotated as alpha-dioxygenase 2. The coding region runs from base 63 to 1970 and encodes 635 amino acids. The record is from RefSeq and is a predicted model, not a curated record. Gene Ontology annotation, biological process: response to oxidative stress. Gene Ontology annotation, molecular function: oxidoreductase activity, acting on single donors with incorporation of molecular oxygen, incorporation of two atoms of oxygen; heme binding; peroxidase activity. NCBI's taxonomy places the organism in Eukaryota, Viridiplantae, Streptophyta, Magnoliopsida, Asterales, Asteraceae. The transcript has 10 exons.
GUUAUAUAUAGCACGCACCCCAGUCCAACACAACCCCACAAUCCUCAAACAUCCUCUACACCAUGACGCUUUCACUCCUUUCCUUGUUCUCCAUCCAUCCCCAACUACAACCUCUUGUAGCCAAAUUGUCUUUACUUGACACCAUCGUCUUCUAUAUUGUGCAUAUUGUGGACAAGUGUGGGUUAUGGCAUAGGCUACCAGUGCUACUGGGGCUGGCUUAUUUGGGUCUCAGAAGACGCUUGCACCAGAGAUACAAUCUCCUACAUGUAGGAACAAACACCGGAAAACAAUACGACGUGCAACAGUAUCCUCAUCGGACGGCUGACGGAAAGUGCAACCAUCCAACGGAUCAUAUCGUAGGCAGUCAAGGAACCUUUUUUGGUCGUAAUAUGCCUCCAUCCACUUCCAACUUCGGGUUGUUGGAGCCUCAUCCAUCAGUGGUGGCCACAAAGUUACUUGAAAGAAGGAAAUUUGCAGACUGUGGGAAGCAAUUCAACAUGAUAGCUUGCUCUUGGUUACAGUUCAUGAUUCAUGACUGGAUUGAUCAUAUGGAGGAUACUCAGCAGGUUGAGAUUGUAGCUCCGGCUGAGGUGGCUGAGCAGUGUCCAUUGAAGUCAUUUAAGUUUUACAAGAGCAAACACUUUCCUACAGGGUCACUUGAUACUAAGACUGGUUUUCUUAAUUCAAGGACUCCAUGGUGGGAUGGAAGUGUUAUUUACGGAAAUAACGAAGCCGGGAUGGGGAAGGUAAGAGCGUAUUCAGAUGGAAAGCUGAAAAUAGCUAGAGAUGGACUUCUUGAACAUGACGACAAAGGGAUUCCUAUAUCUGGCGAUGUCCGAAAUUGUUGGGCUGGUUUCUCCCUUUUGCAAGCUUUAUUUGUUAAAGAGCAUAAUGCUAUUUGUGAUAUGCUUAAAGACCAUUAUCCAGAAUUUGAUGACGAGAAAUUGUACCAACAUGCAAGAUUGGUAACCUCAGCAAUUAUUGCAAAGAUCCACACCAUUGAUUGGACUGUUGAACUCCUAAAGACUGAUACUCUUUUAGCAGCUAUGAGAAUCAACUGGUAUGGCAUGCUUGGGAAGAAAGUGAAGGAUUUGUUUGGAAAUAUAUUAGGACCCGAACUAAGCGGAUUAGUUGGUCUAAAAAAGCCCCAAGAUCAUGGAGUGCCAUAUUCUUUGACGGAGGAGUUUGUAAGCGUCUACAGAAUGCACACAAUACUGCCAGACAAAAUAAUUCUUCGUGACAUCGAUUCCAUAGCUCCAAAACACAAAUCCAUUCCGCCAAUUCAAGAAGAGGUGAAUAUGAAGGAUAUGAUAGGAAAAGAAGGAGAAAAAAGAUUGUCGAAUAUCGGUAUGGAAAAGAUGUUAGUAUCCAUGGGGCAUCAACCUUGUGGUGCUGUCACUUUGUGGAACUAUCCAUCGUGGAUGAGAAACCUUGUUGCUCAUGAUAUAGAUGGCGAAGAGAGAAAGGAUCAGGUGGACAUGGCUUCCAUGGAAAUUUAUAGAGAUCGAGAAAGAAAGGUUCCUCGAUAUAACGAGUUUAGGAGGAACUUGCUAAUGACCCCCAUUAGCAAAUGGGAAGAUUUGACUGAUGAUGAAGAGAUUAUUGACGCGCUCAAUGAAGUAUACGGAGACGAUGUUGAAAAGCUUGAUCUGCUAGUGGGAAUACAUGCUGAGAAAAAAAUUAAAGGUUUUGCCAUUUGUGAGACUGCUUUUUUCAUCUUUGUGCUAGUUGCUUCAAGGAGGCUUGAAGCAGAUCGCUUUUUUACAACCAACUAUAACGCGCAAACAUACACCGAGAAAGGACUACAAUGGAUUAAUAAGAUUGAGAGCCUGAAAGACAUUCUUGAUCGACAUUUCCCUGAGAUGUCAAAGACUUGGAUGAGAUGUUCUAGUGCGUUUUCGGUGUGGGAUUCAGAUCCAAAUACUCCUAACUACGUUCCAUUGUAUUUGCGAUAUGGUAACUCAUGUUAGUAAUAUGGUGUAUUUUGAGACAAAAACCUUGGUUAGUAUGAUGAAUAAAACCUAUGUUUUAUCCUUACUUCUU